Molecule: messenger RNA, 7237 nt
Organism: Ananas comosus (pineapple)
Lineage: Eukaryota; Viridiplantae; Streptophyta; Magnoliopsida; Poales; Bromeliaceae
Product: histone-lysine N-methyltransferase ATXR7
Exons: 21
Coding region: 314-4192 (1292 amino acids)
Cellular component (GO): Set1C/COMPASS complex
Molecular function (GO): histone H3K4 methyltransferase activity; protein binding
Source: RefSeq, a predicted model, not a curated record
CUAAAUUCCCAAAUUCCUAAUUCCGAGCGCUGGUCGGUUGCUGGCUGCUGCUGUCUUAUCUCUCUUUUCCUCUCUCCCCUUUCCCCUCCUCCGCUCUACUCUCCUCACAUCCGCCUCCGUCUCCUCUGUUCUGAGUUCUGACCCACCUUUGUCUCGCUCUCUCUCCCUUCCGAGUUGAUUUGAGUUGAGUUUGUCGCGUUGCGGCUCCUCGUUCCUCGUUCCUCGUUCCUCGUUCCUCCUCCUCCUGCUAGCGACGGCCGGCGGUUUUACUGCAGUUUGUUGAUCGGAGAGCAGUUUCUGUUAUGAUCUCCGGAUGCCGACCAUCGGCUCUCCCCUGUGUCCCGGCUCCGCGCCAAUCUGUUCAUCCCACCCGGACUCGGUAAUGUACGAGGAACCAAUGCCCAACAUAACUUCUAUAUUUAGUUGCAGAUGUGGUUCUAAUGCCGAUCCUGAAGAAUCCUGUUUCUACGGUUGCCACCAUUUCGCUGCGAGGAAGCGGUUGAAGUUGUCCACAUCUGAGUUAUCUGACAUGGAAGGCCUACAAUUUGCAGCAGAAGUUGACGAUCUUUCUGAAGGAUGCAAACCUGACUUGUGUUCUAGUAGGUGUACCAAGGCUUGUUGUAGCUGCAAUGUAAUAAAGAGAACCGAAUCAUAUGCUGCAAUGCAAGAGAGUCUUCAUUCUAUUAACCGGAACUAUGAGACUUUUGAGCCUUACGAAACGGGUUUUGUAACUACUCCAGCAAGGGGUUCUAGCGGAUAUGCUCAAUCCUCUUCUUUGGGUGGAUAUAUGUAUGUAAAUGAGCACGGGCAGAUGUGCGGACCUUAUAUCCAACAACAGUUAUAUGAGGGCUUAUCUACUGGGUUCUUGCCUGAAGAUCUUCCAGUUUAUCCUGUUGUAGAUGGAAAACUAACAAAUGCUGUACCUUUGAAAUACCUGCAGCAAAUUCCUAACCAAGGAUACAUUGUUCCUAGUAUCUUGUCCUCUAUGGCAAGUGAAUCUAGUAAGAUUGCAACACAUUGGCCUAUUCAUUCGGAAACAGAGAGUCCUGCUCAGUCUUCAAAUUUAGUGCCGAAACAACAAUUGAUGUCCUAUCAAGUUGCUGCCGAUGUUGCUCAAGUACAAACGGCAGAUACAAGAAAGACUGACGGUAAUCAGCCAGUGCUUACAGAGACCCUGCCAAGCGAAGAGUCAUGCUGGAUGUUUGAGGAUGAGGAAGGUAGAAGACAAGGACCACAUUCUAUUGCAGAGCUUUGCUAUUGGCAUCACAGCAGCUAUCUUCAUGAUUUGGUGAUGAUUUACCAUGUGAAUAACAAGUUUGGACCAUUUACUCUUGCUUCAUUAAUUGAUAAGUGGAGCAGAGACAUUAUGGAGAAUGCAGCUGAACCUGUCCAUGAUGAUUUCAGUUCCUUAAUUAGCUUUAUAUCCGACAUAUCUGAGGAUAUCUCUUUUCAGCUACACUCUGGCAUAAUGAAAGCAGCUCGACGUGUGCUAAUUGAUGAAAUUAUCAGUAGCAUGAUUCCUGAUUUUAUUGCUUUGAAGAAAACUCAGAAGAACCUUAGACCAAAGCCAUCAAAUCAGGUAGCCAAGCUCCAUAAUGUUAUUGAGAGGAAGUCCUACCCUGUUAGGGACAAUGCUGCUAUUUCCUUUCACGAGUCAAAGGAAAUGAACUCAUUUCAGCCAGCAGAUCUGAUGCCUACUGUAGUGUCCCAAUGCGGUAAUUUUCCCGAGCUGCUAUCAGCAGCUCGGGAAAUGUUCUACUAUGACUCAAUGAAUGUUCUGUGGGAUUUUGUCUUUUUAGAUCCUAUUGCUAGCUAUUGUGAAGCCUGGCUUAAGAGAAAGCGCCGGUCUAAAGUUCCCGCUUCAUCUGGUUCUGUUGUUUUCCAUGGCCAAAAUAUGCAAAAGAAGGAUGAGAUGCAGUCACAGAUGCCCUUGCAGAUGGUUUCUGACCCAGAGAGUUCUUGCAAUGACAUUGAUUUUCCACCAGGAUUUGAACCUGGAACUCAUAAUCUGGAAAGUUUUUCAGAGUCUCAACCAAAUUCGGAAAUUGCUCCUGUUGCUGCCAGUGUUGAGACAAAAUCUGUAUCCCAUGCCAAUUUGCUUAGUGGUGCUUUAACAAAGAUCCAAGGAAGUGUAGAAAAUGAAUUAUACGUGGCAGCAAAAAUAUCAUUGUUUAAAUACUUUGAAGAUGUUAUUAAAGAAGAGAUGACAGCUUUGUUAUGUUUAACAAUGGAAGGCAGUUCCAACGAGGAAACAGUUGAUGCUAAAGAACCUAUUCAUCCACUAGACUUGUCGUGUUCUCUUGAAUUGGCUGCUGAUACAACAUCAUGUUCUCCUGAGCCGCAAGAUUCUUUUUCUACUUGUUAUGCAAGUGCCUUUGAAAGGUUGUCUUUGCCAAUGGCAACUGGGUUAGAUGAUGAUGAAGAUACCGAAGAACCACCUCCUCCCGGACUGGAAGACUUCUCUGAGUCCUUGGCGUUAUUCAAGAAAAACAAGUUUCAUCCUUCACAGUCAGAUGAGUGUAUACCAGAUAUUUCCAAAUACAUUACUGUUGCAGUCUGUCGACAAAAGUUACAUGCUGAAGUUCUUAGAGCGUGGCCUCCUCUUUUUUCUGAUGCCCUGCGAAAAUGUUUUGCUUCAUGGCGUGGUUUGAGAAGUGCUGGCUCCAACAUGUCUUCUGGAAUGAUUAAUUUAGCUGAGGAUAUUACAUACGCCAAUCGUCAAGAGAACGCCUCUAAUUCUUUUGAGAUGCUGGCUGAACAAAGUAAAAAGCCUGGGCAACUGAAUGAUUCUGAUUUGCAUGAUGAAUCUUUGAUGGUUGGAAAGUAUACGUACUAUAGGAAGAGAAAAAUAGGCAAGAGAAAGUCUGGAUCUUUAUCAGCUUCUCUUCCUGCAGAGAGUGAUAGACCAUUAAAGAAAACCAUGGAAAUCUCAGGAGGUCAACAGAUUUCUAAAUUCAUGGAUAAUUUGGUAGAAGUCAGGGUGAGUGGAAGCGAUUCUCAAGAGUUAGGAAUAAGCGAGAAUAAAAACUUGUUGAAUGCUGUGCUUUCUGCAUCCACUUCUGCACAUAGAGGGACUGAUAAGUUUGCUUUAAGUUCGCAAAGAGUACAGACGAAAAGAAGGACGACUCGCAGGGUUAAAGCUAAGAAUGCUCAGACGAAGAAACUUUCGGGUGCCAUAAAAUCGCAGAAUAAUAUUUCUUACAAUUUGAUUAAUGAAGUUUUCCCGUAUGAUAAGUUGGAAGACGUUUCACUUCUAAAAAAGGUUUCGAGUGAAGUUGACAAGUGUGCUGAAAACGAUGUUUGUGAUACCAGUUUACUCAAAGAGCCAGAACUGUUCUGCUCCAGUGAUGUUGCAAAAUUAAAAAGGCUAUCCCGUUCAAAAAGGAAAGUUGAGAUUGAUCAAAAAGUGAUUUCUUCUGAGGUUUGUACUUUACCAACUGCAAGUUCUGCAAAGAAAAGAAAGCAAAGGCAAGCAGCAGGAUGGAAGCUUAAACCUUCAUCUCCAUGCCCCAAAUCAGAUGGCUGUGCUCGAGCUUCUAUCGACGGAUGGCAGUGGCGAAAAUGGUCGCGCAAUGCGCCUGCUUCUGAGAGGGCCCGUUCAAGAAGAAAGCAUGUUCUGAUCCGUUAUUUUGGUUCUGGGUCCAAAGAAUCCAAAAGUUCCUGUGUCAAGGGUCCUUCUGCAAGAACAAACAGGGUUAAGCUGCGCAACCUUCUGGCUGCUGCUGAGGGUGCGGAGCUGUUAAAAAUCAAUCAGUUGAAGGCAAGAAAGAAACGUCUAUGUUUUCAGAGGAGCAAGAUUCAUGAUUGGGGACUUGUGGCUCUUGAGCCAAUUGAUGCAGAAGAUUUCGUAAUUGAAUAUGUAGGGGAAUUAAUUCGGCGUCAGAUAUCAGACAUACGAGAGCAUCAGUAUGAGAAAAUGGGAAUUGGAAGCAGUUACCUCUUUAGGUUGGAUGAUGGUUAUGUGGUUGAUGCGACUAAAAGAGGCGGGCUAGCAAGAUUUAUUAACCAUUCUUGUGAGCCGAACUGCUAUACGAAAGUUAUCACUGUUGAGGGUCAGAAGAAGAUAUUUAUUUAUGCAAAGAGGCAUAUAUCUGCCGGUGAAGAGCUGACGUACAAUUACAAAUUUCCUUUGGAGGAGCAAAAGAUUCCAUGCAACUGUGGUUCUAGAAGAUGCCGUGGAUCAAUGAAUUAGGGAGGAUGCCGCAUUUUGCUCAAACUAUGCCAUUUCUUAUUUACCUUGUGGUUCACUGGUCAUAUGCUAUCAAUCUUCUUUGAGAAGCUUCGUGGCAAGUUGUCUUAACAUCACAACUCACAAGGUACUCCUUGGUGUUUCUGUACUUGCACAUUGUAAGUGGGAUGGAAGAAUGGAAGCUGCUGCGAGGAUCUUCUAUCUGUCAUUUAUAUAUGUCCUUGGUACUGCACUAUUCAGAAUGGCUAAUUGUCUAUACAGCAAUAUUCUUUGAUUUUUUCUGUAGCGGAUGAGUUCUCUGCCAACAAGGUGACCUGUUCAAUGUCUGACCAUAUAAGGGACCUCUAAGAAAAGAUGGUUUACUUCUCCAAUUCUAUUGGCUGUGCGAGUCUAUGUGUCCUAUUUAUUGGAUGGGCAUCCAAGUCGCAGUGAAUGUGCAUGGUAUGUGUUUCAUUUUUUGGCUUUCCCCAUCCCCUUAUCACCCAAAUUCCUUGAAAAGAAAAAUUGGAUUAAAAACAUGCCCUUUUCUCUCCUUUUUUUUUGUUUUUGAAAAAAAAGAGGUCCAAUUAAGUAAAGCGCAGAAAAUCCCUAUUUAAGUUGGAAAUCAACAGUAGCAGCUAUGCUGAAGCCAGUGAGGUUAAAAAAAGGACACUUGCUAAUAUUCUAUAUGGGUUCUAUUGUGAUUAGAGGGGAUGAUAUGCCUUCAAAGAAUCCUUUGCCAUUGGCUUUAACAGUUAACAUCACAUUAACCCGUUCACAUUAAGAAAAGUGCACAUGGUUGAUGUAAUGUUCAGCCGAUAGAGAGGGGGACACACAAAAUCCCCCACUUGGAUAUAUAUAGCUCUUUUCUAGUGGCUGUGCAGCAGUAAUCAGUUUUCUAAGCAAGUCAUGAAAAGCCAACUAUUUUAGUCUUAACUUUCAAAAUGGCUUCUCCCCGCCUAGCUUUCAUGAUAGCUUCUAUCGGAAGUAUUCACUUCAAAAAUUGUACGAUCAGGAUCUUGUGCUAUGGUAGAAAGCUGAAGUGAGGCGUAGGCUCCAACAUGGAGUUUGGUUAUUGAAGGAAACUAUUAGGGGUGAUUAUAUUUUAUUUUAUUUUAUUUUUAUUUUUAUUUUAUUGAAGUGUUUAGGGCAUUAUUAAAGAAAGCUUGCCAAAAACAAAAAAGUUUCAUUCAAACAGCACCAAACCCUACUCUCCACUUUCACUAUCUUGCAACGCAGUGGUUAUAGGUAUGUUGGUGCUGCCAACGUGUGGAGUCGCCUACUAGGAAAUUGAGAUAAACGAAUGUUCCUGGCGUAUUAUUGUUCAUACAUAAAGCAGAGGAAAAUACUGAAACAAAACGACAGAAACCUCAAUCACAUUUUGCCACGAUCAAAUGAGGUUUGAUGUCCUCCACCUGGGACUUUAUUGGCUAAUCAUUAUAAUUUAAAGUGUUUUCACACAUUUUAAGUUGGUAGUAAUUCAUGCUAAAGUAUCGUCAUUUGUGCGAAGUCCUGUGAAUUGGUUAGAUGUGUCUCGAAUUAUGGGGUCUAAGAAAUUUUUUUUUUUCUAGUUCUAUUUUGUUUUUGUUCAGCCUAUUUAUAUAAGCCGAGAUUAUUCCUAAUCGCAUUGGGUUUGAGUAUUUUACGAAAUUAUUUUUAAAUCUUACUGAUGAUUAUAUUUCUAGUCGUCUUGGGGUUUUAGUCAAACCAGCAUUAUUUUUAGUUUUAAAAUGAAGCUAAUUCAAAUCUAAUGGAGAUUUAGUUAUUUUUAUAAAUAUAGCUACUUUCUCACAAAUUUGCGGGUGCAGCAUAUUUAUAACAUUUUGGAGGAGAGAGAGCAUUCCGUGUGUUUUUAGAGUUAAGAUUUUCUGAAAAAGGCAUUCGUUUAUAUUCUAUUUAUAAUUGAAGUCUUUGUUAUGUCUUCACCCGUCUUCGUCUGAGGACGCAGGCUAAUGGUCUGGCCACGUAAAUUUUUGUAUAAUUUAUUCUUUUUUUCCCCUUAGUUCUCUUUCUUUGUCCACAUCCGGCAAACUAGAAAUUUUUUUUUUUUCUUUUUGUUGUAACAAAUCGUACUUAAGGAGUAACACCGGCCUACUAUUGUUUACGCAUGAAUAAGGCCAGCUUAAUAUAAAGUAAUUUCCUUCUACCAGUGGGGGAUUAUGGUAAUUACAGUUUGUCCCUAAAUUAGGUCUGAACAUUACUUCCAUCGGCUACCAUGGCAAGAACGAGCAGAUCUGCUACCCUGCUGCAUUGCUCCAAAUGCCCCUUUAUUCUAGCUCAUGUAGAAGAAGGUUCUAUUAGGUGGCGUGAUUUAAUAGGUUAGCAGCAGUUUAUCAGUGCGCUCAGCAAUCAGUUGGAAAUUUUGGAUGAGAUGGCCUUGUCUUACUGCUCUGGUUAUGACUGACUGCCUAGCUCUUUAUUGUUUGGACCUGUAAUCACCGACCUCAACUCAGAUGGAAGAGUGUUGGAUUUGCCGGGGGGUUAUAAGAUACUCUGCAAGUCCUUGAUCGCCGGUUCGAUUCCGGCAGGUCGGCAUGCCGUCCUAACAAGUAGCUCUUGCUUUUAUUUCAAUGCACAGGGGUUGAUGGAGGCUGUUUUCUUUCUUUUCUUUUUUAAAUGACAUGACAAAUGGAUUUUCAUGGCGAGGGGUACCAUAAUAUGAUCAUUUUUGAAGAGUUGAUUCUAAUCGCAUUGUAGAAUUGGAUAUCCCUCUGCAUAUAUAUACCCCUGGUUCUUUCGACAUGCCCUUGUCAUGGACUUCCUGAAGUGCGUAAUCAAGCAAGGCGGGCUUUACUGCUAUACAUAAUAUGAGAGUGAUUCUCAAGAAAAAGCUGGUCACUUCCGUUCGCGCCUACGAGGGGUUAUGGGUACUGUUUAACUUGCCACAUUUUUUUAGGACUCGGUGAACUAAUUUCUCUUUUAUGACCAUGGUCAUAUUUAUUUCUUUCAAGCAUAUGCCUCGUGAAAAGGCCAAUGAACUUGUUUUUGUGAUCCAAGAGAUCCCUCUGUACUUGUUGAUGGCUUACUAUGGUUGUCAUUUAUAAACCGGCAAACUUAGCAUUACGCAAA